Messenger RNA from Lytechinus pictus (painted urchin), 6570 nucleotides. RefSeq names its product WD repeat-containing protein 37-like. Bases 463 to 1920 code for a protein of 485 amino acids. Gene Ontology annotation, molecular function: protein binding. The record is from RefSeq and is a predicted model, not a curated record. The transcript has 13 exons. Lineage: Eukaryota; Metazoa; Echinodermata; Echinoidea; Temnopleuroida; Toxopneustidae.
ACGUAGGCCUACGUAUGUACGUCGUGGUGGUGGGAAUCCGGCAGCAAGCGGUACCGAGAUCGCCGGGCUGGCCAGGGGGACGGGGGCGCGCCGCGCCCGUACGCUACGGUCAAAGUGUAUCUUUGCUACGGUACGCUGGCGCGGCGAUCCUGGGGGCGCAGACGCGACCUCAGAUGCAUCAGAGCUGGCGCUGUACUGUGAUACCGUAUAUGUGUACAGCUAGCUAGCUGUGUAGAAUACUGAAGUGAAGAGAGUUGUUUGUUAUCCCAUUACCGUUGCGUUGUGAUCGCUUGCCGAUAUAACUUGACCAGUUUUGCAUAAAUUUAGACGACUGGAGUGAGGUGACCUUGGAUGUGACGCACACAAGUUUUGCCAUCCAGCUCGGGAUCAUUCAACCUCAAGAAUUAGAAUCCUUUGACUGGAAUCCAUCUCUUCCCUGUGGUUCUUAUCACCAAUGUAACAAUGCCGAUGGAAGGGAACCUUAAGAAGGGAACCAAGCAGCGUUUAUCAAUACGUAGCAGGACACAGGAAGCAGACAUGCGUACACCCAGGAUGGCUGAAGAUGAGAGUAUUCUCCCUCCGGAGAUGCGUUCUCGAAUCUGGAAACUCUUCAGACAGAUUGAGAGAGAACUUGAAGGGAUGUAUGAAGAAAACAUUGCAUUGCAACAGAAAGUGGAGAUCUUGACUGAUAAGCUUGAUGCAAUUCAGUCUGGCAAGUCCUUCAGUGAGGCGGGAGCUAGUAUUGAUGGAGCAGAAAGCUCAUCUAAGCUUAGCGUCAAGAGUAAAGCUUCAAGUCAGCUAAGCCAGCUCAUACUAAAGCCCAAAGCCAAAGGAGCAGGUGGAAAGACUGUGUUUAGUUUCAAAGGUACAAGUAGCACUGGUUGUCAGCUGAUGCAUCAUUAUAAUGGACAUAGUGAUGGGGUAUGGGAAGUCAGCGUGUCAAGAGGGGAAGCCCCACUUCUUGCUACAGCUUCUGCAGAUCGCACAGCUCGUCUUUGGUGCAUAGAAACCCAUUCUUGUGUCCUGCAGUAUCUUGGCCAUCUUGGGUCAGUUAAUUCAGUCCGAUUCCAUCCAUCAGAACCACUCCUUCUUACAGCUUCUGGUGACAACACAGCUCAUGUGUGGAAAUCCAAUGUCAGUCUUCCUACCAUAGGACAGCAACCCGAAAGUAGGUCGUGUCCAUCAUCUGGAGAGGACAUAGAUGGUUCAGAUAAGGAAGAUAUCGACGGUCAGGAAAGCGAGAACAUUAUCUAUGUGAAGGCUCCUCAAGUUCUGCUGGAAGGCCAUACUAGUGUUCUUAUUGCAGCUGAUUGGUUAGCUGGGGGGAAACAACUUGUCACUGCUUCUUGGGAUAGAACAUCAAACCUGUAUGAUCUAGAAACUUCAGCAAUUGUACAUACGCUAACAGGGCAUGAUCAAGAAUUGACGCAUGCUUGUUCCCAUCCCUCUCAGAAGAUGGUUGUGACCUCAUCAAUGGAUACAACGUUUCGUCUUUGGGAUUUCAGGGAUCCAAGCAUACACUCAGUCAACGUAUUCCAGGGGCAUACAGACUCGGUGACAUCCGCAGCCUUUGCAUCAGGUGACAAGGUAGUGAGUGGUUCAGAUGACAGAACAGUGAAGGUGUGGGACUUGAAGAAUAUGAGAACACCACUUGCCAUGAUUAGAACAGAUUCUCCUGUCAACAGACUGUCUGUAUCACCUACAAGCAACAUUAUGGCUAUUCCUCAAGAUAAUAGGAACAUUAGACUGUACGAUUUGAAUGGUGUAAGAGUUGGUCGGCUACCACGGAGUAACAGACAGGGUCAUCAUCGAAUGGUGUGCUGUACAGCUUGGAAUGACGAGACUGCAUCAUGCAAUCUAUUCAGCUGUGGCUUCGAUCGUCAGGUUCUUGGUUGGCAUGUUGGAAUGAUACCCAGCUAGUGACUCCACCCACAGUCCAUUCAAGCCACCAAGCUUGUGACUUUGAUAGACCAUUUCAAGCCUAUGGUGAACAGGGUGCCCAGUGAUAUUUGUAGUAUUUAUAUUGUAUUUAUUGGGAAAAUGAAGCUUGUAAGCUGCUUUUUGAACAAUUAAGGUGUUGAAGGAUAUUUGUUGUACCUACCUGAUCCCAAAGAUACAAGAUGGCCACUUUACUAGAGUUUAUUGCUGCUUUGAUUCAUUUAUUUUGUAUUCAUCUGGAAAAAAAGAAGCUUAUAAACUUUUGUUUUGAACAAACAGGUUGUCCAAGGAUAUUUUUAGUACCUACCUGGGGACUCUUUCAUGAAAGUUGUCGGCACUAACAGGUUGUCUUUCUCUGACAGUUACCAUAGUAACAGUCAGAGGCCAGUGCUUCUCAGCCAAUCAAAAGCAAGGAUUUCACUAAAAUAGUCAGCAAUGACAAUUUAGUCAGUGCUGACAUCUUUCCUGAAACAUCCACCUGAUCCCAAAGAUACAAGAUGACUGGAUUACUAUAGUUGGUUUAUUCUUGUUUUGUUUAAGUUGAUUUGUAUUAAUUAGAAAGAUGAAAAUUGUAAACUACUUUCUGAAGACACAGGAUGUCCAAGGAUAUUUGUAGUACAUGCUUGAUCCCAAAGAUAAAAGAUGACCAGAUUCCAAGAGUUAGUUUAUUCUUACAUUCUUAGAUUAUUUUGGAUUCAUUAGGAAAAUGAAGCUUGUAAACUGCUUCUUGAACAAACAUUGGUGUCGCAUGCAUCUUUGUUUAUAACCUUGUUCAGAUCGUAAUUAACUGUACCACGUGCUGAGAGGUUUUAGUUGCUGUCAUGAAUUUAUGGUCACUGAUAUAGUAACUUUUAGAUGUGUCAUGGUCUGAUGGAUAAAUCAAAAUCAUUAGGUGUGGGGUUCAAAUCCUACCAAUGCAGCUCUGAUGCUCUGUUAUUGGCAAGAUAUUAAUUCAAUCAGGGUUGGGGUAAAUGUUAAUGUGGCAGAAAUUUGCUCCUUGAAAUGGGAUAGGAAUCCCACCUCUGGUGCCAAUGUCCUUUCGCAAGAUAUUGGUCAAAGUUUGUUGCCCUCAACCCAGGUUAGGUAGUUGGAUACAUGGUAGGAAUGGUUUCCGUGAAAUGUUGGUUUGAGUCCUGAUGCAGACCGCAAUGUCCUUCUGCCAGACAUUGGUGUACGUUUGUCAUCCCCAACCCAGGUAAGGUAUGAAUUGGAUACAUGGUAGGAGUUGUUGCCCAGAAAUGGGAUUAGAGUCCCGGUGCAGGCCUCAUUUUGCCAGACAUUGAUCUACAUUUGCCACCCUCAACCCAGGUGAGGUGAAUGGGCUCAGUGUAGGAAUAAAUCCUUGAAAUGGAGAUUGAAUCCCUUACAUUUUACAGUGAUCUAUGUUUGUUGACCUCACUCAAGGUGAGGUUAAAGUGAACAUGGUGGAAUACAUUCCUUGAAAUGCUACAAUGCCAUUUUUGGCAGCUAUGCUAAAUCUGGGUAAUGACUGUAGUGCUGGUGGAGUAGGCUAGUAGGAGUGUUGUAUCUCAUAAAGGUUUGAACUAAGUAAGAACCCAUUAUUAUUUAAAUUAUAAUUAUUUUGAAGCAGCUGCUAGGAUAGAAUGGAUACUCACCAUAUUCAUUUGUGCCAUGAAGAGAUUAGCAAUUAGAGAGAUUCGUUCCAUAUCAUUUGAGCCAUUCUUUGCCAAUUCUCUCAUAGAUCUAUAUCGAUAAUGCAUAUCAUUAUACCAGAUUGCAUCUUUUGUAUAUACUAAAAUAAUUCUUAAUCCUAACCUCUCAUGCAAAAUUUGUGACUGCACUUUAAUAUGUUGCACUAUGUUGCGACAUGGUUUACACAAGGGUUUCUUGUCAAAUCUUGGGCACUUUUUAUUCUUGACGAAUGAGAAACAGACAAAGGGUUGUGGGUCAUGGCCCUUUUUCUUGGCUAACAGUAAAAACAGAUAAAUGCUCUUUAUCUGUUGGUUUUCACUCACCUUUUCUCCCCCCCCCCCCCUCUGUCUCUCCUCCCUCUUUCUUUUCUGUAAUGUAUUUUUUUUUUCUUAAUACAUUCAUACUUUCUUCUUUCUUACUUUCUUUCUACCCUUCCCUCUUUCCUCCCUUGAAAGGAUUGGGAAGAAUCAAGUCCACAGCUGUUUGCUAUUUCAAUACCACUCUUCAAACAAUGAAUAUAAGCUUCGUUCAUUAAAUCAAGUAGGGUCUUUAUUUUCAUAUUCUCAGGUUUUAACUGCAAUGUGAAUCAAUACUAUUAUACAUAGGUUUUAUGUAAUCUAUUUUAUGUGCUACAAUUUCCCAUAAUUUUUUUCUUUGACAUAUUGUUAUUUGAGAUUGGACAUGAUUUGUUAUCAUGCAUAUGUUUUGAGGCACAGAACUUAUAUCAUCAGAAGAAAAACUUUACUUUUUCAUUUUUUUAAUGCAAAUGAGGUAUGAGGAAAUCAUGAAGAUGAUAAUUUUAGUUUAUGCCCCUUAAAGGUAAAAGACUAAAGUUGCAGCAAAGAAUUAUUUUAUGAGAAAGUCUUUUAAAUCAAGGUUUUGUAAAAUUAUUAUCAUUAUUAUUAUUCGUUUGUAAAAUUAUUAUCAUACAUCUAGAUCUGGUACAUUAAUGUAAACUUGUCUUUGUAAAAUCAUGAAAUCUUAGCUCAAAAUCGAUAAUUCUGAUCAUCACUAACGCGGAAAAGCAUGUGUGGGACAAUGUAUUAAUAUUGUUUUGAAAAAUACUCGACAUGUGAUGGAAUUCCGUGCUUAUUUUGCUCAUUUCUCAGCAAGUACGCAUUUUCUUCAAGAGCUAUUUGGCACAUAUGUGUUUUAUUUAUACAUACAAACACUUUUGUGGUUAUUUCAUUGGAUUCUGUUCAGACCCAUUUUGAGAUCAUUACCACAACUGGUAUUUAUCUUAAAAACAAAAUAUAAAAUUACAUUCAUUCAGUUGUACUUUGUUUAGUGUUAGAUAAGAAAAAAGGAAGAAAAUGAUAUUUCAAUAUUUUUUAACCAUGAUAGCGUUAUUGAUCUUAUAUUUAUUAGAAUUAUUUGUAUCUAGUAUAACAUUUAGUGUUUUCCUUUAAGAUUUGAUGAUAUAAUUUAAUCAAUAUCAGUAAGUAAAAUGAAAUAUUUGCAUUUGUCAUAUUGGUGUAGAAUAGUUUAUUUAUGUGGAUAUGUACAUAAAAGUUUAAUAUCUGCUAAAUUCGUUCAUUUUGAAUGUUGCCAUUAUAAGUAUGGCAUUUUGAUAAUGUUAACAUUGUAUACAAUAUAUACAUUGUUUCUACACAUUUUGUAAAAUAAUUGGAUGAACUAUGGAUUUGUGCUUACUUGUGUACUUUAUUCACAUUUCAUUCAAUCAACCAUUUAUUGAUUUAAAUAUCUGGUGCUGAAAUGACAAGUUAAUUGGCUUGGUAAUUGAUAUCUUUGUUUCUGUGUUUUUUAGGUUGUAAGUGACUUAAGUAUUUCACAAGUUUGUUCUCAUGUCAAUUUUUUUUUCAAGAAUAUUUGCUUUUUGUACAUGUAUGACUGAUAUGGGUAGUUGAAAAUAAUUUAUAUUUUAAUGUACCCAUUUACAAGAGAGGGUAUAAUUUUUGCAGGUCGGCAUGAUAUAUUUUUGAUGGAAAGCUUUAAAAAAUAUGUGAGAAGACAUUUACAAAAAAGUCUUUACAAAAUUGUGUCCAUUCAAGAACACCAGUAUCACUCGUUUGAUGAUGACAUUCUAAAGGAAUUUCUAUAACAAAAAUGCAUCUAUGAAAUCAAGGUUUUGAUGUAACCAAUUUGCCGGUAAUGAAGAAAAGUAGAUACAAACAAACAAAUCAUAUUUCUCCUUGUUUGGAGUUGAUUUGGGAAGACUUAGAUUGAUACUCAAGUCUUAAAUAUUUAACCUUUACCUCUUUCGUCUGUGUAGUCAAAUAAUUGAACAGCCUAUGUGAUUAAUGGGAGCAUACCUUCAUAAAGAUCAAUGUGGAAAUGUUGUAUAACUCUUAGAUUCCAGGAAAUGUUAGGUCUUUGCGAUUUAUGGGGUCAGUAACAAUUGGGGACUGCCUCAAGUAAUAAAAAACUAUAUUUUUGUAAGUUUAUUUUCGUCAAAUGUUGAAAGCAAGGAUCAUGCAGCCAUGCUAGGGUUUUGUGUGUAAUCAUAUUAAUAGUUGAUUAGAUUGUAAAAUUUUGUUGAUUUUUGUGCAACAUUUGGUUAGAACUGUUUAAGAAAAAGGUUAUGUCAUUUUGUGAUUUUUUGUUUUUAAUUAUUUCUCUACAGGCUUUCUGGUCAGUAAUUUAUGAUUGUAUUACGUGCAUAGUUAUAUACAGUAAUGGAACCUGUGUUAGGAAGGGUUUUUCAGAGUUUAGUAGUAUUUAUCUUUUAUUGAAAAGGACCAAUAAGCCUUAUAAUGUGUAAAUGUCCAGAUUGUGCAAUUUUACAUUUAACCAGAAUUGUUUAUGUAAUAGUAGGAUGCUUUGUAUUUUUUGGUAUACCAAACAUUUUUUUUUUCAAAAUAUUUAUAAGAGAAAAAUAUUCUUGAUUAGUCAAUUCAUUAACAAAUCCUUAAAUAGUUUCUUCUAUUGAUUUGAACAGAGGAACUUUUCAGAGACCCAUGACUACAUUUUAAUGUGAAUAUCUGCCUACCACAUAAAGACAUGUUGAACCACUUUUAU